This is a messenger RNA of Penicillium verhagenii, 1638 nucleotides long. Its product is annotated as putative MFS transporter. The transcript has 9 exons. Gene Ontology annotation, biological process: transmembrane transport. The record is from RefSeq and is a predicted model, not a curated record. NCBI's taxonomy places the organism in Eukaryota, Fungi, Ascomycota, Eurotiomycetes, Eurotiales, Aspergillaceae. Gene Ontology annotation, molecular function: transmembrane transporter activity. The coding region runs from base 1 to 1638 and encodes 545 amino acids.
AUGGCACCUGUAGUCGAUACCUCGGCCAUUCCGGGCACAGUCACACUAGUCGAUGUUCAGCAGGUGCUCCAUACUCGGCAUCUGGAAAGUGGAGAUAGGGAUAUUGUUUUGAUCCCCGCCCCUUCUGCUCAUCCAGAUGACCCACUGAACUGGAGCCCGCGGAGGAAGUUGAUGUCAACAGUCUCUGUUAGCGUUUACACAUUGUUCUCCGGUAUCGCUUGUUCGGUAGUUUAUUCAGUUCUCACCCAGCUGUCCGAUGAGACCGGUUUAUCGGUCGAUACUCUAAAUGAAGGCACGGGAUAUUUGUUUUUGCUGGCAGGAUGGGGAUUGCUAUUUUGGCAACCCUUUGCAAUGCAAUAUGGAAAGCGAUUGACAUACAUUCUGUCAUUGGCGGGAAUCCUGGGCACAACUAUGUGGGGACCUUAUGCGAAAACAUACGGACAGUGGAUCGCUCGCUGUGUUCUUCAGGGCUUCUUCACUGCCCCGAUCGAGGCUCUUCCAGAAAUCUCAGUCACGGAUGUGUAUUUUACACAUGAACGUGGAACUUACAUGGGAUUGUAUGCCUUUUUCUUGGCCGGUAGCAACUACUUUGCGCCAGUGAUCUGCGGUUUCAUUGCGCAGUACCAGGGCUGGCAAUGGGUCUUCUACUGGCCCAGCAUUUUCUGUGGAUGCGCAAUGAUCUUCCUGUUCUUUUUCAUGGAAGAAACAAACUUUGUCCGCGAAGAUAGUAUCGAGGCUGCCACCGUCGCCAAUGUACGGCUGGAAUCCACCCACAGCUCACACAGUGACGAGGAUCCUGAAAAGGCCCCGGUCUCUGAUCAGGCAAUCCCAGCUACGGAAACGGAAAAUGGCGUGGUCUACGCCAAGAAGACAUACUGGCAGACAUUGUCUCUCCUUGGCCCCAAACAGAAACAUAACACUAUGUUUCGGCGACUUUGGCAGAGUCUGUACUUCCUGUCUUGGCCGGUCAUUUUCUACGCUGGAUUCUCCUAUGGAUCUUAUUUGGUGCUUUUCAAUAUUCUCAAUGGCACCGCAUCUAUCAUCCUGGGUGGAGAACCUUACGGCUUUGGAACUUCCAUGGUCGGUCUCAGCUACUUGGCAUGCUGUCUUGGUGUAGCCAUCGGAUCCAUUUUCACCGGACGAUUCAGCGACUGGCUGACCAUCAAACUUGCCCGCCGUAACAAUGGAGUAAUGGAAGCCGAACACCGCUUGUGGCCCUUUGUCGCAUGCCUAUUACUCGUGCCCGGAUCCCUCCUACUCUGGGGUGUCGGUGCCGCUCACGAAGUACACUGGUUUGGUCUCAUUGUGGCCAUGUGCAUGCUCGCCUUUACCAACACCUGCGGAAUCACUCUGAGCGUCAAUUACAUGGUUGACAGCUACCGAGAGUUGAGCGGAGUGGCGAUGGCUACUGUCAUCCUGGUGCGAAACACGAUGUCCUUCGCCAUUAGCUAUGGUAUCACGCCCUGGGUCGACAAUCUCGGAUACCAGAACUGCUUCCUUUCCGCCGCCUUUGUCGGCAUGGCCUGCGCCGCUGUAUUCCUAGUCAUGAUCAAGUACGGAAAGUCUUGCCGGAUCCGCAGCCGCGAGAAAUACUGGAAGAUUGUCCAAGAGAACUGCGAGAAGGGAAUGGGCCACUAA